This is a messenger RNA of Alternaria incomplexa, 1554 nucleotides long. RefSeq lists its product as uncharacterized. The record is from RefSeq and is a predicted model, not a curated record. The transcript is spliced from 3 exons. Gene Ontology annotation, molecular function: iron ion binding; heme binding; oxidoreductase activity, acting on paired donors, with incorporation or reduction of molecular oxygen. Lineage: Eukaryota; Fungi; Ascomycota; Dothideomycetes; Pleosporales; Pleosporaceae. Bases 1 to 1554 code for a protein of 517 amino acids.
AUGGGCGUUCUAACUACUAUAGAGGACGAUAUCUCAAAGUUGCUGUUGUACGGCGCAGUGACGAUUGUCUUCCUUAUUAUUCUAGCCUCAAAACUGAAAGAUGGAAACAAGACGAGAUCCUCAAUUCCGCAUGCUCCUCGCCUCCCGUACAAACUACCCUUUGGACUAGACAUGGCAUGGAACCUAAUAACGCGCCUUCACUCCAACACCUUCGUCGAAUACAUCUGCGACGAAGUCCUCUCUAUACCGGGCCGCACAGUCGAAAUGAACCUACUAGGCAGCGACAUUUUCAUUACCGACCGAGCCGAGAACAUCAAGGCCAUCCAGGCAGAUCAGUUUACGGACUUCGCGAAAGGCCAGACGCCACAUGAUGUGUUUAGCAGUAUCUUGGGGGACUCAGUGUUUACCACGGACGGGCCUUUGUGGAGGACGAGUAGGGAGCAAUUGGAGCCGCACGUGUCGAGAGUGCGCCCGGAUGAUAUUCCUACCGCUGAAGUCCACAUGCAGAAGCUUUUGAGAUUGAUCGAGAACUCACCAGAAAGGGUGGAUGUGUACGACAUGGUCGACAGGUUCCAACUCGACCUAGUCUCCCAAGUCUUUCUCGGCGAAUCCACAAACUCCCUCUCCGCAGACGAGCAGCCCUUUCGCAAAGCCAUGGAAGAACUCCUUACGUUCAAUACGAAUCGUCUCCUUUUCGGACGUCUCGCAAACCUCUUUCCCGACUGGCUCUUUGCACCAAGAGCAUACCGCGAUCUAACACACUACAUCGACGAUCUGAUCGAAAAGACACUAGCCCUCCCAGUCAACAACCAAACCGACGUGAAAACAGAAAAGGAGUUCAACUUAGUCGAAGAUCUUGUCUCUACGCAUCCAAACGAUCGUUAUUUCAUCCGCGGUCAGCUCAUUGCCGUCCUGAUGGCAUCCAAAGACCCUGGUGCUAUUUUGACGACUUGGACGAUAUACCACCUCGCCCGCGACCCAGUGUUGUGGAAGAAACUACAGAGAGAGGUGGAAGAGCACAUCGGUCUGGACACCCUUCCCACGACCUCCCAACUCCGCAAACUCGACCUCCUCGCCAACACCGUCAAAGAAUCGAUGCGCAUGUACCACCCCCUCGGUCUCAAUAUCCGCGAAGCCCGCACUGACGCCAUCCUACCCGUCGGCGGCGGUCUAGAAGGCAAAGAACCUAUUUCCGUUGCGAAAGGCCAGAUCAUCGUAUACUCAGUCGCAGGCCUACAACGCAACCCCACUUUAUACGGCCCCACGGCACACAUCUGGGACCCAUCGCGCUGGGAGUCCUGGUCACCUAAAUAUGGAACUUACUUGCCCUUUAGCAUUGGCCCGAGACAGUGUCCUGGGAGAGUGUUCGGCAGGUUUCAGAUUCAGUAUGUGCUCGUUCGGUCGCUGCAGGAGUUCGAGGGGAUAGAGUGGUGUGGUCUUGGUGGUGGGAAGAAUGGAUCAGAGGAGAUGAAGAUCAAGGUUGAGCUUAACCUUAAGUGUGCAGAACCCGUGAUAUGUAGAUUUGUGCCGAGAAAGAAGGGCGUUGUCGGAUAG